GUAAAUCCAAAUGGUCAAAGAAGUUUUCUUUUUUUGCUUUUUUCUUCAUCUAAAGAGAUUUUGUUUUUAGCUCAUAUUUGAGAUUUAAAAAUCUUAAUCUUUGGUUAUCCAGAAAUACUACUGAUAAACUUUCACCACCACACAGAAAAAAAGGCAAGAGGAGAGAAAAUGGAAGUCUGGUUCAUCAUCGUUGUCUCUCUUUCUCUCUGUUUUCUCUUCAACUCCCUUUUCUCUCUUCUUAAACCCGCUCAAAAACUCCCUCCUGGACCUACUACCAUUCCUAUCAUCGGCAAUCUUCUCUGGCUUCUCAAAUCCUUUUCUGAACUCGAAUCCAUUCUCCGCCACUUACGCCCCAAAUACGGCCCUAUCAUUACACUCUCCGUCGGCUCUCGCCCUGCCAUCUUCAUCUCCACUCAUUCUCUCGCCCACCAAACUCUAAUCCAAAACGGUGUUGUCUUUGCUGACCGUCCACCAGCCCUUCCUGUUAGUAAAAUCGUAACUUGUAAUCAGCAUAACGUCAGCUCUUCCUUUUACGGACCAACUUGGCGGCUUCUCCGCCGUAACCUCACUUCCGAAAUCCUCCACCCCUCCCGGAUAAAAUCGUACUCACAAGCUCGAAAAUGGGUUCUUGAUAUUCUAAUUAGCCGUCUUAAGCCUUGUUCAAAAACUGGUGAACCCUUUCUUGUUAAGCAACAUUUUCAGUACUCUAUGUUCUGUUUAUUAGUUCUUAUGUGUUUUGGUGAGAAGCUUGAAGAAGACAAAAUCAAACAGGUUGAACGAGUUCAACGUCGUGUGCUUCUAAGCUUUGAUCGUUUCAAUAUACUGAAUUUUUGGCCCAGUCUAACAAGGGUUCUGUUCUAUAAGCGGUGGAAUGAGUUAUUGAAGGUCAAACAAGAUCAAGAAAGUGUGCUGAUUCCCUUAAUUAGAGCAAGAAAAAAUUCAAAGGUUGAAACUCGUAGUAUAGAUAAAGAGGAUUAUAACAAGAAGGUGGAAAAAGAAGAGUUUAUAUUAUCAUAUGUUGAUACACUUUUCGAUUUGCAUCUCCCAGAGGAGAAUAGAAAGCUUAUAGAAAGUGAAAUUGCUAGUUUAUGCAGUGAGUUUCUUGAUGCAGGUACAGAUACUACAUCCACAGCUCUCCAAUGGAUUAUGGCUAAUUUAGUUAAAUACCCACAUAUUCAAGAAAAGCUAUUCCUGGAAAUUAAUGGGGUUGUUGGAGAUGAAGAAGUAGUUAAAGAAGAUUAUUUACAAAAAAUGUCAUAUCUAAAAGCAGUGAUUUUGGAAGGAUUAAGGCGUCACCCUCCAGGACAUUUUGUGUUGCCACAUGCAGUGACUCAAGAUACAGUUAUAGAUGGGUUUGUAGUUCCUAAAAAUGGUACAGUGAAUUUCAUGGUUGCAGAAAUGGGUCGGGAUCCUAAGGUGUGGGAAGAUCCUAUGGCGUUUAAGCCUGAAAGGUUCUUGAAUAAUGGAGACCAAGCGUUUGAUAUAACAGGAAGCAAAGAGAUAAAGAUGAUGCCUUUUGGCGCAGGGAGAAGAAUUUGUCCUGGUUAUGGUUUAGCGAUGCUUCAUUUGGAGUAUUUUGUAGCUAAUUUGGUUUGGAAUUUUAAGUGGAUGGCUGUUGAUGGAGAUGAUGUUGAUUUGUCUGAGAAGCAAGAAUUUACCGUUGUUAUGAAGAAUCCACUUAAAGCCCACAUAUCUCCAAGAAUCAGGUCAGAUGUCUGUUGAGGAGAUUUAAUUAAGGGAGAUUUAGUUGUUUCUAUGUAUAUGUAUAAUGUAUGGAAGGAAGUUUAGCAUUGGAAGUGCUUGUUAGUCUCUAGUGGGUUAAGCUCCUCUGCUAAUAUUAUUACAUAAUUGUCUUUUUGAGAAUCAAAAGAAUAAGAUUAAUUACUUGCAUAAUAAAUUUAUAUGCAUGAUUAAUUUUGUA
Molecule: messenger RNA, 1921 nt
Organism: Jatropha curcas
Lineage: Eukaryota; Viridiplantae; Streptophyta; Magnoliopsida; Malpighiales; Euphorbiaceae
Product: cytochrome P450 89A2
Cellular component (GO): membrane
Molecular function (GO): heme binding; iron ion binding; oxidoreductase activity, acting on paired donors, with incorporation or reduction of molecular oxygen, NAD(P)H as one donor, and incorporation of one atom of oxygen
Source: RefSeq, a predicted model, not a curated record